This is a messenger RNA of Polyodon spathula (Mississippi paddlefish), 3722 nucleotides long. RefSeq names its product zinc finger protein 512-like. Gene Ontology annotation, molecular function: zinc ion binding. The record is from RefSeq and is a predicted model, not a curated record. The transcript is spliced from 16 exons. Lineage: Eukaryota; Metazoa; Chordata; Actinopteri; Acipenseriformes; Polyodontidae. The coding region runs from base 215 to 1999 and encodes 594 amino acids.
CUAACUGCAAGUUCGACUGAUUCAGUCAAGUGUAGGUGGCUAUACAAUCCGAACCCCCCGGUUUUCUAUUACUGUUAGGGGUACGAUCUGGGAUGGCAUAAAACCAUGUUUAAAUAAAUUAACAGUGUCUUGUUUAUUAAAAGGAAAAUAAGACUAAGGGAAGUAACAGAGGAAAUACGAGAGAUAGAGAAAAGAAAGGAAACUACUUUACGUGAUGGAACACAGAAAGAAGAGUGCCUCUGCUUUGUAUGUGGCCAAUAAAAGAAAGUCUUCAAAGCCAAAGCAAAAAGGCAAAGCACAAGCAACCUCGAAGGAUCGGGAAAAGGAAGAUAAAUCAGCUCAAGACAAACAUUCCAAGAACCUGUUUCAGGGUGGGAAUUCAGAAACACAGAAGGUACAGAAGAUAAAGAUAACUCUAGGAGGAAAGAAGGCUCGGGAGUUUCAGAGUAACUUUGUUCCAGAGGAAGCCCCUGCUGACUCAGGGAGUGACUGCUCCAGUUCCUCUUCAGAAGACAUAGUCAGUGGUGCCGAUGACAAUGCAGGAACCUUCAGGAAACCUGCUUGCUGGCUAGAAAUGAAGGGGGGCAAAAACAACACAGCAGGAAUUUCAACAAGGAAAAGAAGAAAAACUGAAGCACAAGAAAAUGAGGAUCGUUACCAGAACCCCACAAAGAAAAUCAAAUCUAUAGGAAAUAAGCGAAAGAAUCGAAAUGCAGCUGAGCGGCAAGACUUGAAAUCUAAAGGUCUGUGUUUGAAGAAAGAUCCUCCCCUUUAUCAAACAGGAAGUCAAGAGGAGAGAUGGCACCUGCAAAUUCUCGAUAAAGGAAGGGUAUCCUGCCCUACAUGUAAAGCAGUUGUAAGGAAAACAGUGGAAGGACUGAAAAAACACAUUGCAAAGUGCAAAGUGGAUCCUUUUGCAUGCCAGCAUUGUGGAAAACAGCUGAAGUCUUUGACUGGAAUGAAGUACCAUAUUAUGGCAGACCACAAUGACCUGCCAACUUUAGAAGAUGCAAACAGGUUGGACAAUCAGGCAAUUAAAGACAAACUCAGAAAGGUGCUGAAAAGAAUGGGCAAAUUAAAAUGUACGAACGAGAGUUGUACAGCUAGCUUCACCAGUAUCAUGGGUUUCCUGUACCACAUGAAGAAAUGUGGUAAAGAAGCAUCAGAGCUGGAGAAACUGGUCCUGAACUGUCAGCACUGUGGAAAAACUUACAAGUCUAAGGCAGGAUUGGAUUAUCAUCUGAAGUCAGAGCAUGCCCCUGAGCCACUGAGCAGCGAGGAGGAGGAUUUGAAGAAACCGGGGGAGACUACUCAGGAGAGGACGGCCAGCGGCAGAGUGAAGAGGAGGUCGGCCCAGGUGGCUGUGUACCACCUUCAGGAGAUUGCCACUGAGGAGCUGUCCAAGGAGUGGCCCAAGCGGAAGGUGCAGCAGGACCUGGUGCCUGAUGACAGGAAGCUAAAGUAUGCAAGACCUGGGUUACCCGCUUUCAGUCAAGAAGUGCUGCGGAAAUGGAAAAGUGAAGUCAAGAUCCACAGGAAAGUGCACUGCCCAAAUCAGGGUUGUGACUCUGUCUACACCAGCGUAUCUGGUUUGAAGGCUCACCUUUGCCUUUGUUCUAGGGGUGAUUUUGAAGCUGGGAAAUACAAGUGCCUAAUAUGUGAUAAAGAAUUCAACUCAGAGAGUGGAGUGAAGUACCAUAUCAACUCUAUUCAUGCUCAAGACUGGUUUGUUGUGAGCGCUAAAACGGCAAAAAGCUUUGAAAGGCUAAUAAAGACCAAACAGAUGGAGGAUCACAGGAAGAGCUUGCCAAAGAAAAAACAGGCGCUGAAGCCAACCAGGAUUCGCAAAAGGCAGUUGGAAAAGAAGGCAGUCAUGAGCUCCUCUACUAGCUUGAAUAAGCGUUAUAGCAACACAGAGAAAAAAAAGGACUGCUAUGAUUUCAGUGGCAGCGACACCCAGAGCAGCAGUGACAGCAAUGCUGAAGAAGAGGAAAAGUAGGACCAGUAAUAGGCUAACAAGCUUGACAGGUGGACCCAUAAGUCUGAAUCUGGCCACCAAACUAAACUCUUAGGUAUUACGUUCCUUAGCAACGGUUGACCAUGGUGAAGUCAAACCCAUAAAUUAUGAUGAGCUGUAAAUCCGGUCCCUGCUCCUGAUUUAAAGCAACUAUAAAAAUAAAAAAAAGAUUGUUUUGAUGAAAAAGUAUAUACUCCAUAACAUCUUAUGUAAACUAUGUCAGGUCUAACACAAGAACCUACAGAACAGUUGAUAUAUUGCCCCUAUCAAUUAUUAUUUUAAGGCUCUUUUCUUUUUCAUGAAACUAACACAUAGUUCCGUAUCAAUUACGAAAUGUAACCAUUACUGUAUGGGUAUUUACCUCGUGAAGACCCUGAACCUGAAAAUAAAAUUAUACCGAAGCUGCGCUACAGCAUCUCUGACGCAGUCAUGCCUGUCCCCGAGGGCAAAAGAAGACUGCUUUCACAGAUACUUGCAUCAGUUUUCCUUCAAGCAUGCUGCAAUCAUUGACACAGCGACCUUGAAGGCUAAUGGUUAGAUUUCGAUUUCAGGGAUCCAGGGUUAUGAUAAUAACCUAACGUUUCCUAUCAAGUACGAAAUGUAACCAUAACCGUAUGUGUAAGUGUACCCAAGCUGUCGCAAUGCAAUAUUGCAUAACGGCUGGAAUGCUACCUUGAGCGAUACCAUAUGGAACCCCAGUAACAAGUAGCAGGGGCUAAAAAAUUGAUAUGGAAACUCACCUCUAAUUAUGAUGUAAGGGUUGACCCUGAAGCCACCCUCAAUAAUCAAGUUCCAAAACCAGGGUUUUGUGGAUCCAUGACAUUUAGUUGAUGAAACCUUGAAAAGAUACAGGGAGUAGCCCACAUCACUGCAUUGCAAACGACAGAUGCACCCUGGAGCAAAGCCCAUGAAGGCUGGAGCAAAGCCCCCGUAGCGCAGCUUCGGUAUAAUUUUAUUCAGGUUUGGGGUCUUCCUAAGGUAAGUGCCCAUACUCUAGUGGUUACAUUUCUCUUUAAGGGAACCAGGGUUAUGAUGAUAACGUUUUACAGCUUUUGAAAGAUCUGAGGUGUACAAUGUAAAACUGUUCCUAUUUUAGGUAUAAGGUACACUGAAGUUGUGUGUUUAGUAUUAGAAAAUAGUACUUCUGAGCUGUUUUUUAUUGGAUUUGUGACAUUGUACUGCACGCAGUCACAUCUUCUAGACACCGAUUGUUAGCAAUUAGAAUAUGACCUGCAGUGCUUUGAAGUGCGAUAGUGUGGUUGGUUGUUCGUUCUGCUUGGUUUUAAAUUACAUUUUUCAAAGUCAUGUAUGCUUCAUGCCAAUCCAGUACAUUUUCUGAUAACCAGAAAAAAACGGGAAAUUGAAUCCCCUUUUUAGCUCUAGAAUGCUUUUAUCUUUUCUCUUAUACUGCACCAUGUAAAAGGUGAGAAAUGUAUUGUACCUGCGUACGGUAUCUUAUAUUGUGACAGGAAUGCAUAAACUAUGUUGUAUGUCUGUAAGAUGCAUCUUGCCUGAUUACACUUUCAUCAUUCAGUACAUAAAAUAUACAUAAUUUUAAUUAAACACAUAGUAUAUGUUCUACUUUGUUUAAAAGCAUACAAAACUUACUACAUUUACUUAGACAGCUUAAAGGGUACAUACGGACAUUUUUAUUUUAUUGUGUUACAUGUUUCCAUGUGUUGCUACAACUCUUUGCGUAAGGUGU